This is a messenger RNA of Nilaparvata lugens (brown planthopper), 1254 nucleotides long. RefSeq lists its product as uncharacterized. The transcript has a single exon. The coding region runs from base 36 to 554 and encodes 172 amino acids. The record is from RefSeq and is a predicted model, not a curated record. Gene Ontology annotation, biological process: DNA integration; DNA recombination. Gene Ontology annotation, molecular function: DNA binding. Lineage: Eukaryota; Metazoa; Arthropoda; Insecta; Hemiptera; Delphacidae.
AGGAAUCUAAGAUCCCCAUCCUGCUCUCCGAGACUAUGGUAGAGAUGAUAGAUUUGAUGAUAAGUUUGAGAAAUAUUUGUGGGGUGAAGCCCGAGAACAAGUUCCUAUUCGCGGUACCCGGCACUCCCAACUCGUAUUAUCGAUGCUCCGAUGUAAUAAGGGAAAUGAGAAAUAGAGCUGGGACAAAAUACCCGGAAAGAGUCACAACAACCUCCAUGCGUAAAGAAGCAGCCACUCUCGCAGCUGCCUGUGGCUUAACGAGAGAACAAGUAGAAGAGCUGGCUAGUUUCUUGGGGCACAGUGUUGCUACCCAUAAGCAACACUACCGUCUGCCCCAAGAAACGAUUCAAAAGGCGAGGGUAGCGAAAUUUCUUCUUAAUAUACAGCAAAAAUCUAGUACGGCAGUUGAAGAUCAAAUGACAGAUGGAAUGAUCAAUGAUGAAGUGCCAGAAGGGUGGAUAAAUGAUGCUGAUCGAGAAGAGAUGAGUGAGAUGGAUACCAAUCCUCCCCCAAAGAAGAGAGUGAAAGUUGAAAAAAAACCAUUGGGAAACUGAAGAGCGAGAAGCUGUUUUUAAAGAAUUGGGAGAAUAUAUUCUGGUUGGGAAUUUGCCUGGGAAGGCACAGAUUGAAGAAUGUAUUGCAAAACAUAAAGAAGCUUUAAAAAAUAGGAAUUGGAAAAACAUAAAAGAUUACGCUAGGAAUUAUAUAAGAGCGAAAAAUGUGAAUUUAAUUUGAUCUGAUUGAUCUUCAGCCAAGAAUUUCCUCUUCAAACUCAUUCAUAGACCAUAUGAAUCCUUACGUUUUUUAAAAGACUAGUGUUAAUCUAUAAUUAUUUUAAUAAUUCAUAAGAAUUGGUAUAUAGCAUUUUUGAAGGGCUACUUGAUAUCCAAGUGUGUUCAAAAUCAAAAUUGUGCUAUUGUGGACAAUUUCAUAACUUCUUGUGACUAAUAUAUAAUGUUUUAUACUCCGUUAAUAGUUUUCCACGUCUAAUAUUAGAAAAUAUAUCAGUAUAGAACUGUAUAGUUCAUAAAAAUUCAUUUUGUAAAUUUUAACAAUCUGUACUCUCUGUGGUAUCUCGAUGUAUUUUUUAUGUGUAUUCCAAGUGAUAAAUUUAUCCAGUGAACCGUAAUGAACAACCAUAUAUUAUAUCAUUUUCCUAACUGGUCAUAUCUAUGAAGAUAUUUAUCAAUUAUGUUCAAACAAGAAAUACAUUUUAAUUUUGUUUCCCUGCAUCAGUGGAUUCUGUUCUUUGCU